GGCUCGGAGAGACAGCAGGAUGCCAAGGGGAGCACUCCGACACACGGCGUCCGUUUUACCGUCUCCCGGCGUCGUCUCUCGGCCACAGAAACUCUGAUGGGCGUUUUUACCUUCCUUUUACCGUCCUCGACGCUUGGAUAUUUUCGGAAGCCACGAAAUGAAGCGAAUGAAUCCACGCUGGAAGUCGCCCCCCAUGUGGCCGUCGGGAGUGGGGAGCAGGCAGCCCUGCCCGCGGGAGUCGGCGCUGCGCAAGGCGGCCAUCAGCGGCAACAUCAACGCCCUGCCGCACCACGUCCCCACCGGCCGCAGCGUCCGGGUGUUCAUCUGUGCCAACCCCGACGACACAGAGGCGGAGAGGAACGCACUGAAAGAGCACGUCUACCCCAAACUACGAGACUUCUGCAGGGAGAACUAUGGGAUUGAAUUCCAGGUGGUGGACCUGUACUGGGGCGCGGACCCGGAGGAGUGGGACAGUCCAGAGCUGCAGAGACUCAGGAUGAAGCUCCUGGAGGAAUGUCUAAAGACCUCAGCGGGACCGUGUUUCGUUGUAAGCAUUACACACCGCACAGGUUACAAUUUAAAACAUAAUGGAUUUCGUCUGCUCGAGUAUUAUCUGAGUUCACGUCGCUGCGUGUCCAGAAAAUCUGUUAAAUCAGUGUCUGCUUCACUUUUUCCCACCAUCCCUCUCUGUCUCAUUACACGGCUCUGAUAUGGCAUUAAAGCUGUGCGUUGUUCCCAGGCCCCUUUGCUUUUGAAGAUCUAAUAGCUGUGUGAAACUACCUAAUAAGGGUGAAAUCUAAUUUCUCUCGCAGACCUGUCUUUUUUAUGAGCCACAUUUGAGAAAUGACACUGAAACGACAGCUGCGUUUGAAGUCCUUUCUUCUGUUGACAGUGGAUACGUGCAUUUUUUUGAUGAGAAGUAAGGAAGUAAAUUUUAUGUAUAAAGCGCUUUUCACAGGCAAAAAGUCACAAAGUGCUUUACAAGGGCAUAAAACAACAAACACAGAAAAACACAAUUAAA
Messenger RNA from Centropristis striata (black sea bass), 1021 nucleotides. RefSeq names its product NACHT and WD repeat domain-containing protein 2. Bases 158 to 709 code for a protein of 183 amino acids. Lineage: Eukaryota; Metazoa; Chordata; Actinopteri; Perciformes; Serranidae. The transcript has 4 exons. The record is from RefSeq and is a predicted model, not a curated record.